Messenger RNA from Plectropomus leopardus (leopard coralgrouper), 2463 nucleotides. The record is from RefSeq and is a predicted model, not a curated record. NCBI's taxonomy places the organism in Eukaryota, Metazoa, Chordata, Actinopteri, Perciformes, Serranidae.
GGUCACAUGACUGGUUUCCUACCUUAGCAGUAAAUAUCAGGCGAGCUAGCAUCAGCAGGCUAACAGGCUACUCCCUGUGUCAGCAGAACAGACCAUGUUUUAUCACUCGUUAUUUAUAUCAGCCACCUAACAGUCCGGCGGGUUUUGGGUGUGUCGAUAAGCUAUGAACCGACAGCUUUAUUUAGAGUUUUAAAAGGAGGCACGAAAACAAAUCUGUGGUGACUUAGCUCAGCUAGCUUCACAGGUUAGCUCAGCGCUAGCAGGCUGCGUCUAAAGGAGGUCUCGUUGCUGGUGACUAUGCAAGGGGAAACCACGGCGAUCCGGAUCACGGAAAACGAAGGAAAGCUGGAUGUAUUACCCCAGACCAGGACCCCCAGCUCGGGGAGAGCGAGUGCCAAGAGCUGGCAGUAUAGUGACCACAUGGAGAAUAUUGACGGCUAUUUGAUGAAAUACACCAACCUUGUGACCGGAUGGCAAUACAGGUUCUUUGUCUUAAACAAUGAAGCGGGCUUGCUGGAGUACUUUGUCAAUGAGCAGUCACGGCCGCAGAAGCCCCGUGGCAUGCUGCCGCUGGCAGGGGCCGUCAUCUCCCCCAGCGACGAGGACUCGCAUACCUUCACUGUAAACGCCAUCAGCGGGGAGCAGUACAAGCUCAGGGCCACCGACGCCAAAGAGAGGCAGCACUGGGUGAGCCGACUGCAGAUCUGCACACAGCACCACACAGAGGCCAUGGGGAAGAGUAAUCCCCCACCCAAGUCCCGGAGCUACUCCAUGGCGUCUCAAGGCAGCGGCAGCUCGCCCAUGUCCGUGCGCCGGCCCAGCCAAAACCCCAACUCCUUAUUCGGCUGGUCGCAGGUCAACAAGGGCUCGUCACUCUACUCCAGCAAGAGGUCUCUGCUGCCAGACCACCUGAUGGACGCCAGAGAGAUGAUGACGCAGGCCCAAGGCCAGCACAGAGACCUGAUCCAGAGCAUUGAGGGCCUGCCUGCAGCCCCCGGCCUCUCCCCACUGGACCAGGAUCUGCUGAUGCUCAAGGCCACUUCCAUGGCCACCAUGAACUGCCUCAACGAGUGCCUGCACAUCCUGCACCUGCAGCAGGUGGCCAGGCAGAGAGGCUCUCUGGGAGGACCCACCAUCGAGUGGCUGGAGCCCAAGCUGCCGGACAUCCUGAAGAACGGCAGCAGCUCCCUGGGCAGCUUCACGACGGGGGAAGGAGCGCUGGAGGGGAGCCGCCUGGAGCUCAGCAGCCCCGAGUCCUGCAGCUUCUCUGGGGAACAGGAAGACAUCGAUGCGGAGGAUGAGGCGGAGGACUCCUUCACAGACAAGGAGGAGGACCUGGGUGCUGUGGAGGAGGAGCGCAGCGUCAUCCUACACCUGCUGUCCCAACUGAAGCUGGGCAUGGACCUCACGCGGGUGGUUCUCCCCACCUUUAUACUGGAGAGACGCUCUCUGCUGGAGAUGUACGCCGACUUCAUGUCACACCCGGACCUUUUCGUGGCCAUCACCGACGGCAGCAGCCCGGAGGACCGCAUGGUCCGGUUUGUGGAGUACUACCUCACCUCCUUCCACGAGGGCCGCAAGGGCGCCAUCGCCAAGAAGCCCUACAACCCCAUCAUCGGCGAGACCUUCCACUGCUCCUGGAAGGUUCCCAGGAAACCAGAGGAGGCGUCGCAGGGAGGCGACCCGGCCGCCACCCAGGACCCCUACCAAGUACGCUUUGUGGCGGAGCAGGUGUCCCACCACCCUCCUGUGUCCGGCUUCUAUGCUGAAUGCCAGGAGAGGCGGAUGUGUGUGAACACACACGUGUGGACCAAGAGCAAGUUCAUGGGAAUGUCCAUUGGCGUGUCCAUGAUCGGGGAAGGUUGUCUAUAUUUGCUGGAGCACGACGAAGAGUACACUUUCACGCUGCCUUGUGCGUAUGCGCGCUCCAUCCUCACCGUCCCCUGGGUGGAGCUGGGCGGCAAAGUCAACAUCAGCUGCGCCAAGUCGGGCUACUCGGCGAUCAUCACCUUCCAGACGAAACCUUUUUACGGCGGCAAAUUACACAAGGUAACAGCGGAGGUGAAGCACAACACCACCAACGCGGUGGUGUGUCGAGUGCAGGGCGAGUGGAACGGCGUCCUGGAGUUCAGCUACACCAGCGGAGAGACGAGGGUGGUCGACGUCACCAAGCUGCCCGUUACGAGGAAGUGCGUUCGGCCGGUGGAGAAGCAGGGACCAACCGAGUCCAGGCGCCUGUGGCAGCACGUGACAGAGUCCCUGCGGCAGAAGGACAUCGAAAAAGCCACGGAGCACAAGAGGAUCCUGGAGGAGAGGCAGAGGACGGAGGAGAGGCACCGGGCUGAGACCGAAACCGCAUGGAGGACCAGAUACUUCGACAGAGAGAUUCAUGUACUUCUCACCAACAGCUCACCAUGAACCAGAGUGCACGGAUGUCCCCCUCGUCUCUGUGAACGUCCUCCU